Messenger RNA from Colletotrichum aenigma, 783 nucleotides. RefSeq lists its product as uncharacterized. Bases 1 to 783 code for a protein of 260 amino acids. Lineage: Eukaryota; Fungi; Ascomycota; Sordariomycetes; Glomerellales; Glomerellaceae. The transcript is spliced from 2 exons. The record is from RefSeq and is a predicted model, not a curated record.
AUGAGGUCUUCCAUGAUUCUUCUCAUUGCCACCGGCCUGGUGUCGGGUCUGAGCAUUCCCAAGCUGGAUGCUCGGGGUGUUGCCAUCCGCGAGGAGGCCGCUGCUCCUGCCGCUCCUGCUGCCCCUGCCGCUCCUGCUGCCCCUGCCGCUCCCGCUGCUCCCGCUGCUGAGGCACCUGCUGCUGAGGCUCCCAAGGCCUCUGCUCCUCCUGCUGAAGCUGCUCCUCCUCAGGCUACUACUCCUCCUGCUGCUGCGCCUCCCGCUGCGGGUGGCGACGCUGCCGCCGAGGAGGAGAAGAAGAAGGCCGAAGAGGAGGCGGCCAAGAAGGCGCAAGAAGAAGCCGCCAAGAAGGCCCAGGAGGAGGCCGCUAAGCAGAAGGAGGACGCUGCCAAGGCUGACAAGGCCAAGCAGGAGGCCGAGAAGGCCCAGAAGGAUGCUGCUAAGGAGGCAGCAAAGAAGGCCGAGGAGGCCCAGAAGGAGGCUCAGAGGGGCAACAACCGAGGCAACAACAACAACAACAACAAGAACAACAACAACAAUAAUGCUCAGGUCCUUCAGAACAUCCAGCUUCUCCUGGCCGCCAUGGGUCUCAACAAUGUUGUCAACGUCAACGCUCUCGCUCAGCUCCAGGCCCAGCAGCAGCUCAUCAUGCUCGCUCAGCUCCAACAACUUGCUCAACUGACUUCCGUUGGUCUCAUCCAGCCCGUUCAGCUUGUUGGCUUGAUGCAGCAGGGCAUUGUCGUCAACGGCAUCCAGAUUGGCAUGAGUGGCGGCAAGCAGUAG